Carassius carassius (crucian carp) is the source of this 2000-nucleotide messenger RNA. Its product is annotated as coiled-coil domain-containing protein 3-like. The record is from RefSeq and is a predicted model, not a curated record. Lineage: Eukaryota; Metazoa; Chordata; Actinopteri; Cypriniformes; Cyprinidae. The transcript is spliced from 4 exons. Gene Ontology annotation, biological process: negative regulation of gene expression. Gene Ontology annotation, cellular component: extracellular region. Bases 336 to 1331 code for a protein of 331 amino acids. Gene Ontology annotation, molecular function: hydrolase activity.
GUGAUGUUUUCUCUUGUGUAAUCAAUAAAGUCAGAAAACUAGUCCAAAUGCCGUUCAGGAAUGCAGCAGUGGGGCUGCGUGAUGAACGCAUGACGCAGCGCGUCUAUUGGCUGUUUAAACUCCAGCGCGUCCGAUUGGCCUGAGACGAAUUUUAGGAGUGAUGGAGCAGGAGUGGGAGCAGGACGUGAGGAUUUAAUUUAGUCUGAACAGGUCGAGAAUAUACUACGUGAACUGACCCAGGGCCGCUGCAUGGGUGCUUUCACUUGCAUUGCCUAUCCACUGAACCCGUGAACGAGCACUUUUUACCCCUGGGUUUAUUUACUGGCACGGGAAGCAUGCACCUUGCGCUUCUGCUGACUCUGGGCUUCGGGUUCGCGUUUGCGUGUCAGUUGCCCAGCGAGUGGAGACCACUGAGCGAGAGCUGUCGAGCUGAACUCGCCGAGAUUAUCGUGUACGCCAAGGUGCUGGCCAUCCACGAGGAGCCGUACGCGCCAAGCCUUUACAAUUACCUGUCGUACCAGAAGCACAAGCGCGCGGAGGACGCGCUGCUGUACGCGGCGGAGGUGGAGCUGCUGUGCGACCAGGCGUGGGGCAGCAUGCUGGAGGUGCCCGCGGGCUCGCGCCUCAACCUCACGGGACUCGGGUACUUCAGCUGUCAGUCACACACGGUGAUGGAAAACAACUCCUACAUUUUCUUUCUCAGGAUGGAUGAAAACUACAACAUCCUCCCUCAUGGAGUUAACUUCCAGGAUGCCAUAUUCCCUGACACGCUGGAGAACAGACGACUGUUUUCCAGCCUCUUCCAGUUCUCAAACUGCUCUGGUGGACAGACAAUACACGACUUUAAUAGUGAUUGGGAGAGCCAGGAAGACAGCAGGCUGCUGUGUUCCUCAGUGCAGAAGGUGUUGUUUGAGGAGGAGGAGCGGGUGGGACAGCUUGAGGAGCGCGUGGCCGAGCUGGAGAGGAGGAACGACCGGUUAAAAGAACGAGUGGGGAAACUGAGGCAUUCUCUGAGGAAGGCCCGAAAAGUUUCCCGCCAUGCUGAACGGGAGUACCAGGAGCUGCAAGAACGCCUGAAGACGGCGGAGAGACACUGUUGGACAGAUAUGCACAUUCUGCUACCCAUCACCGAUGUUACACAACGCUUCUACGUCAGCAUACAACAGCGCUCAGCCAACUCACCAGACUGCCACCCUCUCUUUUCCUCUCUGUCUAGAUCUGCAUUCUUCAUCUUCCAGUUCGCCGUGAUCUGGUUUGUGGCCUACCAUGCCAUCCUUUAUUCUUAUCGCUUUACAGAUAAAGUUUUGCGCAUUCAUGUGUCAGAACAUUGAGCUCAUCGAAACAGAGCUGAAGUGAAGGACAGUACAGAAGUCACUUUAAUACGUGAGCAAGAGAUCAGACUGUCCACUGCUGUUUAAUCAAAGAGUAAAAACACAAAAUACAGCGUUUUUUAUUGCAGAAAUGCCUGAGGAUCUGAAAGAUGAGCAUCAGAGAUGUUUUGAAUUUGUCUUACGCUUAUAUUUUCUUUCCACCCUCUCUCUGACCCUUUGAAUCAAACAGGCCUUUUUUGUUACUGUACUUUUAAGACUUCAAUAUGUAAAUUACCUCUCUUAUGAGGGGCUAACCUCUUCGCAUGUGAAAUGAGCUAGCGACACCCUCACUAGGUUGCUGAAUACUGAUAAGGAGAUGACGAUCUGGGCGGUAAUAUAUUAAAGUCACAGUUCACUCAAUUCUGACAUGACUGAAGAGCAAGGACCACAGACACCAUCAAAAGUGACACUAAAGACAUUUAUAAUGUUUUAAAAGACUUGCUGUUUCAAAUAAAUGCUGUUCGUUUGAGCUUUGUAUUCAUUAAAGAAUCCUGAAAAAACUCUUUCAUGGUUUCCACAAAAAUAUUAAGCAGCACAACUGAUGAAAAGUCUUACCAACCCCAAACGUUUGAAAGGUGUACAUACAUAAACAACUGGAUAUUUGUCUGUUAAAAUGUACAGAAUGAACAG